Messenger RNA from Epinephelus fuscoguttatus (brown-marbled grouper), 6293 nucleotides. RefSeq names its product fibronectin-like. The coding region runs from base 44 to 5590 and encodes 1848 amino acids. The transcript has 25 exons. The record is from RefSeq and is a predicted model, not a curated record. NCBI's taxonomy places the organism in Eukaryota, Metazoa, Chordata, Actinopteri, Perciformes, Serranidae. Gene Ontology annotation, molecular function: protein binding.
CGCUGUGACAGCUGUGGGACAGACCUGCAGCUGCAUCGCUCACAUGACAGGACAGCUGGACACUGAGCCGUGCAUCCCUGAGCACAUCAGCACUCAGUACAGCCUGACGAUCGGCCAGGUGCUCUGGGACAUGACCCCUGGUGCCGACUACUACACAGUUGAAGGGGUGACAGAGCAGGGCCUGAUGGUCUCCUGCGUCACCAACGACACCUACUGUCCCAUGUACAACAUGGAAUGUGGCCAGAUGUACAGCAUCAACGUCACGGCACAUAAUCACGUGUGCAAAGACGUGUCCACCUCGACGGAACCGGUUGCAAUUAUGACAGAGCCUUGCCCGCCCGAAAACGUGCAGACCAAUGUGAAUUGCCAGAAUGACAUGGGAAUUGUGUCGUGGGAGGCCAGUUAUGGUGCUGUGGCUUACGAGGUUCGUCUCGCUGGGCGUGACGGCCACUCUGUGUCCUGCUACAGUACAGACCCUUUCUGUAAUGUAGAAGGCCUCCACUGUGGAAUCAUCUACUACACCAAUGUCAUCGCCAUCGGAGAGAUUCUCAACAGUAGCAUCUCCACUACUGUCCUGCUCAUCUCAGCUCCCUGUGCAGCUGAAAAUGUAGCAGCCUAUUUGGAUUGCGACAACAACACAGCCAAAGUCUCCUGGAGCUCGGACGAUGUAGGAAACUCCUACAUGGUGUCCGCUGUAGGAAAUCAUGGCUACUUGGCUUCAUGCGAGUCUGAUGAGCAGAUGUGUUAUUUGACGGAGCUGCAGUGCGGUGAGACGUAUAACGUCAGCCUCACAACCAUCAGCGAACACUGCCAGACUGAGACACACGCUGAUGUCACCUUCAGCACACGGCCCUGUAAACCUCUGCGCGUUGGAGUGGACCUGCAGUGUGGGACGAGUACAGCCAACAUGUACUGGGAGGAAAGAGAGGAGGUGGAGCUUUACAUGGCGACUGCCACCUGCAGCAUGGGAAUGACUCUGUGGUGCAACUCCACCAACUCCACCUGUCAGUUCUCCAACUUGCACUGCGGGGAAACCUAUGAAUUCUCUGUAACUGCAUACAGUAACAUGUGCUACAGUGAAAUCAGCAGCACUGUGGAGAUUCAGACAGAACCCUGCCAGCCAACUGGUGUCACAGUCAGUGGGUCAUGUGACAAUGAGACGGUGGUGUUGGAUUGGCUGGAGGCUAAAGGGGCAUCAGUCUAUGUGGUGACAGCCACAGGAGACCUGGGAUACACCACGUCUUUCCAAACCGAGGAGACAAUGAUAGAGGCUGAGCUGCCCUGCGGACAGCUAUUUACCUUCACUGUUCAAGCUCAAGAUGACCGAUGUAACAGCGCUGUGAGCCUGCCUGAAGAGUUCAAGACAGGUCCCUGCGUGCCCCAGCAUGUGCAGAGCUUUUCAGAUUGUGAGAACAAUCUGGGCUCGGUCACCUGGGCCAGCAGCGACGGGGCGGAGUCUUACUUGGCCAUCGCAGUGGGACAGGAUGGCCACACCCACAUGUGCACCACAAACACCACCACAUGCGCCUGGGACGACCUGCACUGUGGCGAUCAGUACACCGUUCAUGUCAUUGCCAACGACUACCUGUGCAGUAGCAUGCCGAGCAACAGCACUUCAAUACGAAUGGCACCCUGUAUUCCCCAGAACUUGACAUCGUCUCUAAACUGCACUAUGAAGGUGGGAACGCUGACCUGGAAUGCCAGUGAAACUGCUGAGUUUUACAUUGUGACAGCAGAGAACAACAAUGGCCAUAAAGUGCAGCUCAGCACCAACGACACCUGGACCCUCAUUUCUGAGUUCCAGUGCGGCCAGGAGUACCUCCUGUCUGUUCAGGCGGUAGACUCUGUGUGCACAAGUCUCCCCAGUCAGCCCUCAACGCUUGAGUCAGAGCCCUGCCCGCCCACUGGUGUCUCCAGCUUCAUGACCUGCCACGCUAACAUUGCUGUGGUGUCAUGGUCCGCCUCGGCCGGGUCAGAGUUCUACACUGCCACAGUAAUGCAGGAAGAUGGCCAGUCAAGCAGCUGCUGGUCUGACAGCGAGCAGUGCGGCAUGCCCAACAUCCACUGUGGACAGAACUACACAGUGACAGUCGUCGCCUCAAACGGGAAGUGUAACUCUGACCCCAGUGAGCCUGACAUGCUGCAGUCAGUGCCUUGUGUUCCAGCUGAUGUGGAUGUGAAGAUAGACUGCUCUGAAAAUCAGGCUGUCGUGUCCUGGGGGGCCAGCGAGGGGGCUCUGUCCUACAACGUGUCGGCUCAGAGCACACGGGGAGCCAUGUCCUCCUGUGAGAGUACAGAAACAAUGUGCAUCUUGACCAACCUCACCUGUGGCCAGACCUACUCUGUUCAGGUGGUGGCGGAGGAUGAUAUUUGCUCAAGUUUACCCAGCCCAGCUAUAGAGUUCAAGUCAGUCCCCUGCACACCGAACAUGGGCUCAGUGGUUCUGGACUGUUACACCAACUCAGCCCUCUUGGACUGGGCCUAUGCAGAUGGCGCCCUGGACUACACCGCAACAGCCCGGUCCUCUAGUGGCCAUGUUUCUACCUGCAACUCCAACUACACUAACUGCGAGCUAAAGGGCCUGGAGUGCGGCCAGACCUAUAAUGUGAUUGUUGUGGCCUCAAAUGAGAAUUGCAGCAGCCCUCCAAGCACUAGGUUGCCGGUGGAGUCAGCUCCUUGUCCUCCUGAAGAUGUUGAUCCUGUACUGGACUGCUCUACCAACACCGCCCGUGUAGAGUGGCAGGGCCGCGGAGGGGCCGAUUUCUACAUUGUCCAAGCCUUGGGCGUGGAAGAGCAUGAAUCUGGCUGUGAGACUGCGUCUCUGUCUUGCGACCUGGGAGACCUCAUGUGUGGCUUCACCUACAACAUCAGUGUGAUUGCCAUCAACGGCAUGUGCAAUGUCUCGAAAAGUGACAUGAAACAGCUUCAAGCAGUGCCCUGUGUACCGCAGCACGUGGAGGCCCGGGUGGUUUGUGAGUCUGGCGCUGUGGCGGUCUCCUGGGAGCACAGCAAAGGGGCAUCAUCAUACACCGCAGUUGCCCAGGGCAACGGUGGCUACGCAUCAACAUGCAACAGCAGUGAGACAACAUGCCUGUUUGAUGACUUGCUGUGCGGCCUCAACUACUCCAUCACUGUCAGUGCUUCAGAUGAGACGUGUAGCAGUGCUGAGAGCUCUGCUGUGGAGCUCAGCACAGUGCCAUGUGUACCACAGAAAGUAACAGCAGAGAUGGUGUGCAGCAAUAACACAGGUGUUGUGUCAUGGGAAGAAGGAGAGGGUGUGUCAUCUUACAUGGUGCGAGCUUUUGGGCCUGAUGGUCACAAGACUCAGUGUAACAGCACCGGAAACUGUUGCCAUCUACCCAACAUGCAUUGUGGCCAGCUCUACAACCUGACAGUGACAGCUCUGGAUGGAGAGUGUGACAACAGCCACACCUACCUCAACCUGCAGUCAGUGCCUUGCAAGCCAACCAACGUUAGGGCUUCCCUGCGGUGUCACUCAAACUCUGCUGCGGUGACGUGGGAACGAGCCAGCGGAGCGCUCUCCUAUCUUGUGGUGGGUAUUACAGAAGACGGAAGCCACCAGACUGAAUGUAACAACACCAUGACCUUCUGUGAUCUGAGCGACCUGCAGUGUGGACAGACCUACAAUGUGAGCGUGUUCGGCCAGGAUGAGUCCUGCUCCAGUAUGGAGAGCGACAAGGCUUACGUGCGGACAGCCCCCUGUGCACCCCAGGAUGUGACUGUUGAUGCACAGUGUAAUGAGGGUGCCAUGACAGUGUCCUGGCUCCCCAACCCUGAUGCCGAGUACUUCCAUGUGGCAGCAGUGAGCAACACCGGGGCGAGACUCUACUGUAACUCCAGUGGGCUUUCCUGCACCAUAUCAGAUCUACCAUGUGGACGGAGCUACAAUGUGACUGUGCUGUCUGUAAGAGAGGGCUGUGAGAGCAAGCCCAGCGCUAUGGUACACACUUCCUCAGCUCCAUGUGUGCCCAGGAAUCCUGAGGGCCGUCUGGACUGCGUAUCAAACGCCGCUUGGGUGACGUGGGAUGCCUCAGAUGGAGCCCUCAGCUACUUUGUGCUGGCCCAAGGAGUCGGAGGUCACAACUCCAGCUGCAGUACCGCUUCAUCCCCCUGUAAUGUCCCAGAUCUGGAAUGUGGGACACUUUACACCUUCCACGUCACUGCAGUCAACAAACACUGCCGCAGUAAUCACAGCACCACCUUUGAGCUGGAGACAGGUCCUUGUGCUCUAACAUCCAUUAGUGCAGUGACACAAUGUGACAGUGACACGAUACUGGUUGAAUGGGAGAUGACGGAGGACACGCCACUCUACCUGGUGACUGCUGAGGGCCACGACCAAACCCUUAUUUCCUGUAACAGCUCGUCCACAUCAUGUGAACUCCAGGGUAUCCAAUGUGGCAUGCAUUAUAGCAUCAUAGUGUCAGCUUCUUCUGAUAAGUGCAGCAGCCUCAGAAGUCCACCAAAGAAGAUCAAAACAGCACCCUGCGUCCCGGACAAUGUGACAGUGGUACCGUCAUGUGAAGAGAACGGAGCCACAGUGAUGUGGGGACACUCCUCUGUGGCUACAUCCUACCUACUGACAGCCACAGGGAGGGAUGGACAUGUUGUGAGCUGCAACACCAAAGUGAACAACUGCACGCUGGCUGAUCUGCAUUGUGGACAGCCGUACAACAUUAGCAUCACCGCCAGUGGAGACAACUGCACGAGCCAGCCCAGCAUUUCAUCCUUCCGCACAGUGCCCUGUGAGCCCUCUGGUCUUGCAGUGGAUAUUGAUUGCGAGACCAACACUGCCAUGCUGUCUUGGGAGGCCAGUGAGGGCGCCGUCGAGUAUUUCGGCUGUGCCCAACCUAUGUAUGGAGAUGCACUCUACUGUGACAGUAACGGCCCCUACUGCACCAUCGAGGGCCUGGAAUGUGGUGACAUUUACAACUUCUCUGUUGAAGCCUCUAAUGGCGUCUGCAACAGCUCAUUUAGUGCACCUCUGCAGGAAGGAGCAGCUCCAUGUGCUCCGACUGAUCUGAAUGUCCGAAUGCAGAAGAUAGACCAGACUCACUGGGCCAUGACAUCAUGGGACAGCGUUAAUUGUUCUGAUGUUGAGUACCUUGUGGAGAUAACCGGUCGAAUCCAAAAUGACCCACGUGCCCAGAUGGAGGUCUCCUCCUACUGGCGGCCCAUGACAUACUUUGAGUUCCCAAUGCCAUGCAGCACAGCUUAUAACCUCACCGUACGCUCCAGAAACUCAGCCGGGGUCAGCGAGCCAUCUGCUGCCUUCACUGGAGUCACAGUCCCCUGUGCUCCACAGAAUGUGCAAUAUAGUGGUGACACACAGUCUGCUGUGCUUUCCUGGGAUGAGUCAGUGUUGGCCACAGGGUACACCGUUUACAAUGUGUCGGGUGCAGGCCGCAUUGAGCUCUGCAGCACCACUGAGCUCUUCUGCGAACUGAUCAACUUCGAUCCCAGCACCACUGAAGUGACAGCCAGCAAUGCAGAAGGAGAGAGCAUUGCUAACGGAGAUAUUACAGGUCCAGGAGCGCGCAGAAGAAGAGAUUUGUGGUCCAGUGAAAUCUAAGCCCCUUCAAACACACAGAUCCGAAAAAUCCCAGAGGUGACUGUCACGGUAAAAGGAGUUUCAUUGUAUGUGAAUUGGUUGCUAGUGAAGGAUGCAGCAGAGCACACAGUCUGGAUUGAGGAGGAAGAAGAAAGAGAUCAGAUGAAUAGGGACUUUAGAGUGAGAACCACUGAUGGUAAUUUUCACAAAAAGACUAACCGCAAGCCAUGGACCACCUACAUCAUCAGGCUGGCAGCCAAAAACACCAUCAACCAAAGCAACUACUCCAAACUACAAAGCAGAGCCACUGGUGCCUCCUAAUGAAAUACCACUGAUCCACUUAUAGACACUGGACUCAACAGAAGUACCAUCAUAUGGGUUUUAUGUUUUCUUCACUCUGUAGCUUCCAUAACAGAUCUGUUACCGGUUCAUUCUGUAAUAACUUUAGGAGGAAAAUUGUGCAACAACUAAAUGACAUGUUAUUACAAAUUCUUCUGUCUGGGAAACAUGUCACAAAUAAAUUAUGAUCAAAGAUGAGAACCUUUAGAUUUGAAUGCUUAUGAAUCUUUGUUUAGCAAUAGUGUAUAUACAAGCCCAAUCCCAAGAAAGUUGGGAUGCUGUGUAAAAAAAACAAAACAAAAAAAACUGAAUGCAAUGAUUUGCAAAUCUUUUUUGACCUAUAUUCAAUUGACUUCACUCCAGAGACAAGAUAUUUAAUGCUCAA